AUGUUCUCGAAGCUCUCCGACAACCGCUGGUUCGGUAGCCACCGUAAGACGCCUCUACAGGUCGUAUACCUAAUGCUGGUCUUCCUCGCAAUCGUCCUCACCGGUGUACGGAUCAGCAAGAUCCAGGGCCCUACCACUAGAUCUGAUACCCUGGCGAUCGUCAUGGGUAUCAAAUCCAUCAUCAUAUUCACCUACCAGCUUAUCACUAGUCACGUCGAGCGGUUUCGCAAAUGGGGCAGUCUCAGGGCCAACAAGAUCCUCGACUGCAUGGAGGUCGUGUUCUGGUUCGUGGUCGUCAUUAUCAGCUUUAUGGGUGUGUCGAAAAGGUGCCAAGGGUCCGCUUGCGCCCUCGGCGUCAUUGUAGCCCUCAUCGCGAUGAUCUUGAUGUAA
Scedosporium apiospermum is the source of this 390-nucleotide messenger RNA. RefSeq lists its product as uncharacterized. The transcript is spliced from 2 exons. The coding region runs from base 1 to 390 and encodes 129 amino acids. The record is from RefSeq and is a predicted model, not a curated record. NCBI's taxonomy places the organism in Eukaryota, Fungi, Ascomycota, Sordariomycetes, Microascales, Microascaceae.